Messenger RNA from Daucus carota subsp. sativus, 2121 nucleotides. RefSeq lists its product as uncharacterized. NCBI's taxonomy places the organism in Eukaryota, Viridiplantae, Streptophyta, Magnoliopsida, Apiales, Apiaceae. The transcript is spliced from 2 exons. The record is from RefSeq and is a predicted model, not a curated record. The coding region runs from base 153 to 2030 and encodes 625 amino acids.
UAUGACAAUUAAAUAUAAUAUCAUUCUUUCGCUAAACCCUUGAAGAAUCCAGAAAAAGAAAAAGAUAAAGCAGAAGAAUAAGCUAAAGAAAAACACCAAACUAGGAAUCUGUUUUAGCAGGGAAAAAUAAAGAGGAGCCUGAAGCCAUACAAAUGAAGCUCUCAACACGCAACGAAUUUCACUAUGCAGAGCAGAAAUUAUAUGGUUUGAAGCAAAACAAUUUUAUAUAUAAACUAGCACUCCCUCAUUCUCCUUGUGCACUACAAAUACAAAUGAUGGAACACUUCAGCCAUGAGCAUUCCCUAGUCCUCUCCAAAUACAACAAAUCUCCCAAAGAUGCACUCUGCCGCGCCUGCCACGAUCCCAUUUCAUCAAACACCUCUGCCUACCAUUGCAUUCAUCGAUCAAUCUCGGCUCAAAACUCUCCUUGCACUCAUUUUUUCCUCCACAAGACAUGCGCAAACUUGCCUAUGAUGAUCCAGCACCAUCUCCACGCAGAGCACAUGCUCACUCUAUCACAAAAUGCAUGGCUAAAUUGCAAUGUCUGUGACAAGUCACUCUCACAGUGGUUUGUUUAUGAGUGCACCAGAAAAUGUUUCUUUGCAGUUUGCUUGAAAUGUGCAUUUCUAGAUCGUGAACUAAAACAUCCGUCGCAUAAACACACGUUAACGUUACUGCCUCUAAAAGGGUCGCAUAUGUGCAUAGCUUGCGGCAUGGAAGGCACCAAGGACUUUUCGUAUUUGUGUCAAACUUGCUUCUUCUGGAUACACAAGAGUUGUGCAUCUGCACCGGCUGAACUCAUGCGUAAAGACCAUCACAAUGAUCAUCCACUUGUUCUAGCCUAUUCAUUGCCGAAAGAGUACCAGUCCUUCGGAGUGUCAUGUAGUUUGUGCCCUGAGAAGGUUUAUCCGUUCUACUGGCUCUACUAUUGUGCUGGAUGUAGAUAUUUUGCUCAUGUCCAAUGCGCUUUAUCAGCAACAAAUUCUGCCAAAGAUGGGAACGAGAUUAGUAACGAAGAUGCUGAAGGAUCUAAUUUGGUAAAUCUCCCAGUCACUGAAAAUCAACCGUAUUCAUUCCACCACUUGAUUGAACAAUUUGCAAAGAAGUUCACAACUUACAAUGAAAUCACCAAGUGUCACAAUGGUCAUUCACUCACCUUCUUUAAAAAAUUUCGCAACAAAAACUUUCUUGAUGAAGGCAUAUGUGACGGAUGUGUGCAACCUCUUUCCCCACCACACAAUACUUUCUACGGAUGUUUCAAUUGUAAGUUCUUUCUCCAUGAUGUUUGCGCCACAGCGCUACCAAGAGAGUUCCAACACGCGUCCUAUCCAGAAAACAAGCUCACUAAAUGUUACCAAACAAGUAAGCCAUUUCAAUUCUAUUUAUGCAAUUUAUGUGGAAUCUACUGCAACGGAAUCCUAUAUUCUGAUAAAUCAAAUCCAUUUUGGGUCGAUAUUGUCUGCGCCUCAUUACCUAGUAAGUUCAAACAUGAUAGCCAUAGGCACACUCUGCAAUUGAGUGCUAGCCCUUUCCAAAAUUGCAAAGGGUGUGCAUUCCAUAUUUUUCGCAGCUCAUUCGGCUGUGAAUUCUGUGAUUACUACAUUCAUAUAAAUUGUGCACUAAAGCCUGGGAAAAUAAAGCACAGAUGGGAUGAGCAUCAGCUUGUCUUGAUGUAUCCUCCGGUUAAAGGCCAUCCACACGCGUUCAAUUGUGAACUCUGCUCGGAGGAUAUAAAUCCGAACUUUUGGUUCUAUCAUUGCGACCCUUGUGAUACUUCGUUUCAUACUUUUUGCGCGGACAAAGGUCACUACUCAAAUAUCAAGUAUGGAGGGACUGUUAAAUACGAUGAUCUGCAUGAACACGGCCUUGAAUUAACCGGGACAAGAAUGAAUUUCGAAUGCGGAGAUUGUGGCAGAGACAGAAUUAUGCAUUAUAAAUGGGAGCCAUGUCUUAAGUGUGUUUCAUGUAAAUUUUUAGUCUGCAUGACCUGUAUUCAGAGGCGUAGUUACGGUACUGUACAAGUACUAUAACUAUAUGCGAUUAAGUUUGGUUAGAAAUCUGCUUCUAGUAGGAGCUGAAUGCUUAUUUGUACUGGAAUCAUUCAGUUACAUUCUUACACAA